Molecule: messenger RNA, 3222 nt
Organism: Galleria mellonella (greater wax moth)
Lineage: Eukaryota; Metazoa; Arthropoda; Insecta; Lepidoptera; Pyralidae
Product: insulin-like growth factor 1 receptor
Exons: 8
Coding region: 398-3184 (928 amino acids)
Molecular function (GO): protein binding
Source: RefSeq, a predicted model, not a curated record
CUAAAUAAAUGCCAGUACUAGGAUUGAACUUGUGCCAACCGGGACUUUUGAUAAUGUGCGCUAAUUAAAUUCAAGGAAAAUAAUACACAAUACCUAUUUAAUAUCGUGACUAGUGACAAAAUAAUAUGGUUCCAUGUGUGUUAAUGUCCUAGAGCGUUUACAAGUUUUAUGAAAUAUCAAGUAAUGGCUCCGUCGCUUUAGGUGCGGAAGACUGAUUGAUAUAUUCGAGCGCCUUAAUGACAGUAGGUAUCUGGUAAUUGUUUGAACAGACAAUGUGUUUUUCUGUACGUGGUUCAUACAUAUUCCUGAAGUUAUUUAGAAGUUUUGUAUUGAAGAAUCGUAUCUCUCGAUCUCGGAAAUAUAAGAAGUUUGGUAAAUCAAACAAAUUGAAAGUGUCAUGGCGGCGGCGACGUCAGCACUGAGGUGGUUUCUUCUUCUUAGCGCCAGCAAUAUCUUGGGGCAAUACUUAGAUGUCGGGCCAUUUGAAAACAAUGGUGUUUGCGGCAAAAUGAUUUGUAACACAUUGGAGAAGUUAAAAGAAUUAGAGGGCUGCAUGGUCGUGGUCGGAGAUCUGCAAGUUUCACUUUUGGAGAAAACGAAAAGAGAAGAUUUUGAAGGAAUAUCCUUUAACCUUAGAGAAGUAACUGGAUACGUGGUGUUUUAUCGGGUGAUUGGCUUGGAGUCCCUCGGACAAUUGUUCCCGAACCUGACUAGAAUACGAGGAGCUCAAGUCCUAAAUGAUUAUUCUUUGAUUAUUUUCGAUAUGCCAAAUCUUAAAGAGAUCGGCCUGUACAGUUUGCUUAGAAUAGACCGGGGCGGAAUCAUAGUAUGGGCCGCACCACAGGCCUGCUACUUGAACACCAUUAACUGGAAGGUGAUAGCGCCGAGGUCCCGCCAUGUUCUGGGCUCGUCCGAUGUGAAAAUGCAAUGUGUCUCCACUUGUAGGUGUACUAGUGACAUUGAAACAAAUUAUUGCUGGAAUUACAAAAAAUGUCAGCGUUACGUAGAAGGACCUGAAGCUGACAAAUGCAACGAACAGUGUCUCGGCUGCAAGAAAACCAACGGGAACGAUUGCAGUGUUUGCCGGUAUUACACGUACAGAGGUCGUUGUGUGUCCAAGUGUCCAGUCAAUACCUUACUUUUGCCAGUUAACAAAUAUUGCCUGGAUAUAGAGGAAUGCUUCGAAUUAAAAGGAUGGGCAUGGAAUAAUACAUGUGUGUUUGACUGUCCUCUCGGUUAUGUUGUUUCGAACAUUUCUAAUAUUAUAAGCUGCAAACCCUGCCCUAACUGUCACAAGACUUGUGACAGUUUAAUGAUACAAACAACAAGUGCCAUACAGGCCGCCCAAAGAUGCGUUUACAUUAAUGGAUCGUUGACUAUACACAUCAGAGCGAUCCCAGAAGCAAUGGACGAACUAAGAGCAUACCUCGGACAGAUUGAAGAAGUUUCGGACUUUAUUUUUAUUUAUGGCUCGCUCGUUAUAACAUCUUUAGAGUUUUUAUCAUCCCUACGCUAUAUAGGCGGUAGAAAUUUAAAAGACAAUAAAUAUAGUCUCGUUGUUGACAGCAUGAUUAAUCUACAAUCAUUAUUUACUACGAACGUCACAAAUAACCUUAAAAUUGGCCGCGGUGCACUGAAUUUCUCUCGUAAUCCAGUCCUGUGUAUCAAUCAUAUAGAACAAUUAAACCGUUUGUUUCCACUGAAGCUCGACAAUUCCGAUGUGUUACAAAACAACGGUUAUAGUGGCGGUUGUAAGUACGCGUCCGUGGGCCUCCAGAUACGAGUCAUGAAUGAAACCUCAGCUUUGGUGAUGUUUACUCCGAUGGAGGAACCGGACGUACAUUAUACUAUAUUAUACAUUCGAUUACCUAUUGGAUCUCAUAAGAUGUUCGUGCCCGAGACUUGUAGCGAUUCCGAAUGGCACGCUAUAAACGUACCGAUAGAUUUUGGCAAAAAUGGUUUAGUGGAACUCUCGUCCUUACGUCCCGCAUCCACUUAUGCACUAUGUAUAGAGAGUUACGACACCCCACGCAAAUAUCUGGCCAGAAGCACUAUUUUCAAUUUUACGACUCCAGUUGGCAAACCUGAACCACCAUUUAUUUCAGAGCUGGUCGCAAACUCUUCAACACUUGUGGUUUUACGGUGGGUAGAUCAUAAAGUGUACCGCCCACAUAUAACGCGAUACGAAGUCGAUUUAACUAUAAUAGAUAUUAAUCCAAAAAAUAUUAGGAUUCGAAAUCACUGCAAAGAGGAUAAUGUCCCUGAAAUAGACUUCUUUCGCCACGCUGUAGUAAUGCGACCGCCACCCGACUACGAUAGAAGCUGCGAGUCGAUGUGCGGAGUGCUGUCGACAGUCACCGCGGGUGCGCUGGUCGAGGAGUACAUCGAUUUUUGUAGCGAUACAGAUUCCAACUGCAAUAUCGACGAAGAGGAGGCUCCCGGGAAUACAACAAUAGGAAGGUUCGUUCGCACCAUGUCCCUAAAUAUAAGCGCCUCUCGAAAAGACUUUCAGAUAGGCGGUCUCGCACCGUACAGAGAUUACAGGUUUCGGCUACGCGCCUGUGUCGAGGACGUCUGCAGUCGAUCCGCUCGAAGCGUAGUGAGAACUCUGUAUUCAGACUACGCGGACAUACCCACAAUAACGGACGUCAGCGCGAACGACGACGGGGAAAUUUCCGUGAAAUGGAAACCGCCCGAUUUCGUGAACGGAAUCGUUUUGUCCUAUUCUGUCCAAGUGCUGAUUCCGAGAGUCGCGGAGAGCGAGGAGAUAGAAUUCUCGCCGAACGUGUGGUGCGUGGCGGCCGACAAGCUGAGCGUAGUGGUGAAGUACAUAGCGAGGAGGAAGUACUACGUGCGCGUGUGCGCGGCGAGCCUGGCGCAGAGCGGCGCGUGCGGCGAGUGGGCCGCCGUGCGCGCGCCCGCGCCCGCGACCUCCCGGCACAGCGGGCACGUGCCGGCCGCCGCCGCCGCCGCCGCCGCCGCCGCCGCCGCCGCCGCGCUGCUGUUCGCCGCGUCCGCCGCCGCCGGCGUCUGCUGCGCCCGGACCAGGCCUCCGCACGACGACCGCGUACCGCUCGUGGAUAUUACCUCUAUGUAUAGGAUACCCGGGGAACCGGCCGACUUGAUGCUGUCGGACUUGGUGUCCCUCUCUCUAGUAACGGAACAGAACAAUUAUACAGAGUAGCAUUUUAACUUCGUAAUAAAACAUGUUUUAUAAUGAUG